This is a messenger RNA of Pieris brassicae (large cabbage white), 2695 nucleotides long. It is a transcript of the gene 128up, whose product is annotated as GTP-binding protein 128up. Gene Ontology annotation, biological process: cytoplasmic translation. Gene Ontology annotation, cellular component: cytoplasm. The transcript is spliced from 7 exons. Bases 148 to 1251 code for a protein of 367 amino acids. The record is from RefSeq and is a predicted model, not a curated record. Lineage: Eukaryota; Metazoa; Arthropoda; Insecta; Lepidoptera; Pieridae. Gene Ontology annotation, molecular function: GTP binding; GTPase activity.
UGAAACCGGACGGCGGGACACGCUUCGUAUUGUAGGCUCCGUAUUUAUUUUAAAACAAUAAUUCUCAAUGAAAAAUACGCUUUAAAUAUUAUUCAUUUGAUUUUUUCUCCAAGUUAAAUUGUAAAUUAGUCAAGAAAAAAUAUCAAGAUGAGUACCAUAUUAGAAAAAAUUGCUGGGAUAGAGUCCGAGAUGGCUAGAACUCAGAAAAAUAAAGCCACAGCUCUUCAUUUAGGUAUUUUAAAAGCUAGAUUAGCUAAGCUAAGACGUGAAUUAAUCACCCCAAAAGGUGGCGCUAGUGCAACUGGAGAGGGGUUUGAUGUUGCCAAAACUGGUGAUGCUCGUAUAGGCUUUGUGGGUUUUCCGUCAGUUGGGAAAUCAACAUUAUUGUCCAACUUGGCUGGUGUGUAUUCUGAAGUAGCAGCAUAUGAGUUUACCACUUUAACAACAGUUCCUGGUUGUAUUAAAUAUAAAGGGGCAAAAAUACAGCUUCUCGACUUGCCUGGUAUUAUUGAAGGUGCUAAGGAUGGUAAAGGUCGUGGUCGGCAAGUAAUUGCUGUUGCCCGUACAUGCAGUCUCGUAUUCAUUGUACUAGAUGUAUUGAAACCACUACAACACAAAAAGCUGUUAGAACAUGAGUUAGAAGGUUUUGGGCUGCGGCUGAACAAACAACCACCUAAUAUAUACUUUAGAAAGAAAGACAAAGGUGGAAUCAAUUUGAAUACUACUUGCCCCCAAACUGAGUUGGACGCGGAAGCUGUAAAGACGAUACUCUCUGAAUAUAAAAUACAUAAUGCUGAUAUUACACUAAGGUAUGAUGCGACAAGUGAUGAUCUUAUUGAUGUCAUUGAAGGAAAUAGAAUUUAUGUGCCCUGUAUCUACUUGUUGAAUAAAAUUGAUCAGAUCAGUAUAGAGGAAUUGGAUGUUAUCUACAAGAUACCCCAUUGUGUACCUAUUUCCGCUCAUCACAGAUGGAACUUUGAUGAUUUAUUGGAGAAAAUGUGGGAAUAUUUGAAACUGAUUAGGAUAUAUACAAAACCCAAGGGACAGUUGCCAGAUUACAACUCACCUGUUGUGUUGCAUGCUGAUAGAACAAGUGUUGAAGAUUUUUGUAAUAAACUCCAUAGGUCUAUUGUGAAAGAGUUUAAAUAUGCCCUGGUAUGGGGUUCUUCAGUGAAGCAUCAGCCGCAGAAAGUUGGUAUUGAACAUGUUUUGGCAGAUGAAGAUGUUGUUCAAAUUGUGAAGAAAGUGUAAAUACAGAUGAUGGUGCUAACACUGAUGUAUCAAAAACUAAAACAUAAAAAUAAAAUUUCCCUUCAUACAUAAAACUGUAUCAGUUCCAUCCGUAUUGUGUAAGUACUCUUUCGUCUCUUUCUAACUAAUUGUGUUAACACUGAGACAAAAAGAGACAAAUGAAUACUUUAGUGAAUAUGAUAUAAUAAUACUGUUUUAUUUAUGAAUAAUGGGGGUAAUAAUAGGGACUAUAAAUAUGACAACUCUAUGAAACAAAUAUUAUUAAGAUCUAUGCAUGCCUGGUUGCUGUAAUGGUGCUUUGUUUACAUUUAUUGAUAAUAAAAUUCAAAAUUAUUAAUUACAUAUUAGUAUAGUAACAUUAAUUCAAUCAUUAUUUCAUUGAUCGAAAGAAAAUAUCCCAUUAUAUGAGUCUUCGCAGCAUAUAACGAAUUUCAAAUGACUAUCGACCUCAAAAUAUGAUCUCAGACUGUUAUAGAUACCGGCAGCAAAUGUUCUUGCCUGCACAGAAGCGAUUGUAUAAUAAAAGUUAUUAUAUGCAUCUAAAUCAUUUGAGUGACAACCCGAAUACAGUGCCACAUACUUUUGUUGGCUGGUAAGAGCGUCGCUAUUGCCAGUAAAAAUCAAAUUACCGUUAUAAGGGGAAUAAUUUGAAGUCAUGCGGGCUAACUUAAUUAUUUAUUGAAAUGCCUCUGAAUGAAAUGAAAUAAAAAAAUGUAUAUCUAGAAAGUACAAUACAACUUAGGAACAACUGAUAUUAUGAUUUUUUAUCAAUAGUACCGGUAUAUAAUAUCUUUUAAGAUACUUACCUAGCAAUCAGAACCGCUUGAUAAUUAAAACUUUGUCAUUGAAAUUAAUAAUGGAAGGAAUAAAAAUAAAUGUUUUAGUUGGAUUUUUAUUAAAUGUUGGUAGAUUGUUAAAUUAUUUAUUGUAUGCACAAAAAUGGUGACGGUUGUACCUGUACCUUGUAAUUUCAACGGCCGGCCAAGAAAUGUAUGUGGCAGUACACUUUGUAUACUUUGGUUUAGUUCCAAAUACGCCCACAGAGCGCUGUUUUUCUUUUCUUUUAAAAGCUACUUAUCAAUUAUAUGUAUUGCACUAAUUGAUUAUAUGUAUCUUAAGUUUAUAUUAGUAAAUAUAUUAUACAUACAGUAGAUUAAAAAAAAUAUUACCGAUGCUAAACAUGAUAACAAAUGUACAUCAGAAUCAGCACCGUUGAAUAUUGUAUGAAAAUUUCUUUAAACAAAUUCGUAAUAAAUAAGGGAAAAAUAUUAAAUUGUAAUUAUUUACAAAAAAGGAAUUUCUAAAAUAAUUAUGUGAAAUUACCUAGAAGUUGCAUGAAAUCAAGCAGUCGACUUUUAUUUUUGUGAACUUAAAGUUACAUGAAAUAAGCAACCCCUGUAAGUGUUAUAAGGAUUGUUAUUUGUAAUAAAAUUAUUUAAACAUG